This is a messenger RNA of Trichoderma atroviride IMI 206040, 1908 nucleotides long. RefSeq lists its product as uncharacterized. NCBI's taxonomy places the organism in Eukaryota, Fungi, Ascomycota, Sordariomycetes, Hypocreales, Hypocreaceae. The record is from RefSeq and is a predicted model, not a curated record.
GCUGGAGCUCCUGGACUUGUCGACGCUCAUCUGGUUCUUUGUGGCGAGUGCAUCGGCCGGCUUGAUACCCGUUGCGUUGUCAGGAGAGCUUCUUUGUUGCGUGAGAUUUUUUUUUACCUCGGAUUCUUUCACUCGUUUACUACAGCUGGAAAAAAAAAAGAAAAAGCAAAAAAAAAAGUUACUGCAUGUCUCAGGGGAUCGCGACAGACCGACUUCACGAUUCUUGGUGAACUUGGUGGCCGCACGUAUUAACCACUUUGACCGCUACUACCAACAGCAUUCUCCUUCUCAACUCCAUAUUCGAUCUUCCAUUUUUUUCUUCAUUACUGCCGCAUCACAUUUACCGCACAGCUGUCAUUUCCUGACUCGGUCACGCAUUCGCCGUAUACGCAAUAACGAGGAGAGCUGCUGGUAUCAUUCGGUUCGGCUACUGCUAUGGCUGCCAUUUCAGCGGCUCGGGGCGCUCCCACAGCCCUGACGCCACCGAGCAGCAGCCAUGGAGACGAGCCCUCAUGGAGGUACCGGAACCAACACGAAGAGGCCUAUGACGAAAACGGUGCUGGAUAUUUCGGCGACGAAUCGAAUCGCAAUCCUCGCCAGAACGGAAACUUCGACUCGAGCUAUGACGCCAAGACACGAAAAAUGUAUUCGGCGGACACUCUAUCGAACAACCAGUGGGAUGCACAUGCGGAGACUGGCGUCCAGUCGCCCCAGUUCGACAACAUCCGGUCGGAUUGGUCGACUGGCGAGCCUGAGACGGAUGAGGCGACCCGUGGGCGGGCUGACUCUACGGUCAACACCGAGGUGGAAUCCAAAUGGAUUCACCGAGACAUACUGGCACAGAUUGAAAGCGAGGAGCUGCAGGCAGCUGGCUUUAUCCCCAGGUCACGCGCCCCUAGCAAGCAGCGACGAGACAAGAGUGCUCGGCGAGGCACCGACGCCGGCGAGCAUCUCCGGCUGAAGCAAGAUCCGGGACUCGAGUCCGGAGAGGCCUCGAAAUCUGCUUUGGAUCUUGGAACUCAGGAAGAGGCGGAUGAACAGGAGAACAACUCUGCGCAAAACAACAAGGGGGGAUCUCGGAUACCUGUUCCCAAGACACGUUCCAGGAGUGCUAGUGCUACUCUUAGAGAACUGACCACCAACGUCCCGCCCGAGAAGCCCAAGCCAGCGCAGCGCUCUGCCACAGAAACUUCUCCCAAGAAGAUUGGCGCCGCUGGCCGCAAGAACUCGGAGCCAGCAAACGCGAAGCCCAAGACAGCGGCUGGUAGACCCAAGACUCGCUCAGGGCCCAGCAAAGACUCUACAACUACACGACCUACUACACGCUCUGGAGAGGCUUCUCUGGGCAGUAGCCGUCAGCCCGAGGGCAACCCGCCAUGGAUGGUUAACAGUUAUAACCCCGAUCCUCGUCUGCCACCCGAAAAGCAACUCAUUCCCACCGUCGCAAAGAGACUUCAGCAGGAGAAGUGGGAACAGGAGGGCACAUUUGGUACUGCUUACGACAAGGACUUCCGGCCCUUGAAUGACAGCGCGCUGGUGCGAGAGAAUUCCGUGCCGCUGGAAGAGCGAGAACCCAAGCAGGAACAGGCUGCUCAAGAGGGGAUGGAGAUACGACCACAAACACCCGAAGCAGGGCCGUCGGAUGAGUGGCCGCUCAGUGCGGACGCUCCCAAGAGCCCUCAGGUGCGGUUAGGCUCAUCCUAUUCCACGAUGCCCAAAAUCUCAGACAUGCAAACACCAAAGAGCCCUCUGCCCGGCCAACGGCCCCCAAUGACACCCCAAGGAACUCAAGGAACAGCUCAGUCGCAGAGCCAGCUCAGCGAGAAGCCCCAGACCCCCCAGAGGAUCCCCGAUGUUUCCGACGACCAAGACCAAAAAGGCGGCUGCGGCUGCUGCGUCGUCAUGUAA